AUGGGUAUUAGUACAUCAAAGAUGGAUAGUUCACCAUUGCUGAGGCUUUGUCGAGAGAGAAAGGAAUUGAUUGGAGCUGCGGCUGAUUGCCGCUAUCAGUUAGCCGCAGCCCACAUUGUGUACCUUCAAUCUCUUUUAGAUGUAGGCAAUGCACUUAACCACUUUGUGGAGGAAGAAAUGCUGGUUUUAAGUGAUUGCUCUUUUGAGUCCUCAGAGGAGAAUAACUCUGACGCCGAGCUGAUCUCCUUGACCGAUAAUACUCAUGAUCACUCUGAGGCAUCAGGUUGUUCUCCCCUUAAUUUGAGGACGUCACCUUCAGCAACGUUCCCUGCCAUUCAUGAGCAGUCAGGAAAGUUGGAUGUGUUUUCUUCCCGCUUUCAAUAUGGUCACGGGGAAUCUUUUGGCACAUCUACAAGUGUUUCACCUAGUUAUGUUAGGUAUGAUCAGUCUAACAAUCAAGUUCAUUCACAGCCAGGUGAUGUUAGUUUUUCUCAUUAUGGUUGUAAGGUGAUUGCUGGUGCUGCAAUUGAGGCUUCUAUGAAUAAUAAUGUUAGCUACCCUCAAGAUGAAAAUUGGGUAGCUUCUGGUUCUCCGGUGCUGGAAUCUCCUCAAAGCUUCCCUCAGUUUGAAAAUGAGGUAGAGCAAGCUGAUCCUUACCAUGAAAGGACAAAGAGUGUCACUCCUGCUCCAUCAACUUCUCCUAUAAAUAACAUUGUUGAUUGGUAUUACUUAAACCCAUUUAAGAUAAUUGAUGAUAUAAAUUACUAUUCUCAGAAUUAUUGUUUUAGUGAAUUUAAUAGUGAUCAGGACUUUAGAGAAGUGAGAGAGAGAGAGGGAAUUCCCGAUUUGGAAGAUGAAACUGUGCCAAAUUCGGUCGACGUAUCCAGGGGCGAGGAAUCAGCAGAGGCUAUAAGGGAAAGUUCAGGCACUGGCACUUCACAAGCUCCAAUAUCUCAAGAAAAAGAAAAGAGUGAUCCAAUCACCAUUCAAGAAGAUGUACGCUAUAGACUAGAUACCUUGGCAGUAAAUAUUACCGAAGAUAAGAAUAUAACUAGGGAUGGGCUGCGUAUGCAGAGUGAAGAUACAGUCACCCAGGAUGGUGAAUCUUUAGAAUCUUCAAGCUUGACGACAUUAGAUGACUGUGUCUCAAAGAAUAUCACUGAAAUAGUAAAGGAAAUUGGAGAUAUAUUUGAGACUGUUUUUAAUUAUGGGAAGGAAGUUGCAGUAUUUUUCGAGGCAGGCAAACUCCCUUAUCAGCCUAUGGGUGCCAAACUUAAGGAAGUUGCCUCAAGGAUCUUUGGUUUUACUUCAUUGCAAUUAAACCAAUUGGCUCCUAGAACAAUGAUGAUGGACAAAGCUAUAAAUGGUGAUGUUGAGGAUAUAAGCAGAAAGUUUGGUGACCUCUCCUCCACUUUGGAGCAGCUGUUUGCAUGGGAAAAGAAACUGUAUGCUGAAGUUCUGGGGGAAGAAAAGUUCCGCAUUAUAUAUGAUAAGAAGUACAAUCAGCAAAAGGUUCUUGAUGAUAAAGGUGCUGAGUACAGUAAGAUUGACGACAUUCAUGUUUCACUUAGAAGGUUGCUUUCAAAAAUUAAUGUUGCUGUCACAGCAGUUGAUGUGAUCUCGAGACGAAUACACAGGUUAAGAGAUGAGGAUUUGCUUGCACAACUGAAAGAAUUGAUUGAAGGGUUGUUGAGAAUGUGGGACUUCAUGGUAAAAUGCCAUCGAAAGCAGUUCCAAACUAUCAUAGGGACAAAAGCAUAUGUUCAUAUGGCAAAUGCUGACAGUCGAAAAAGUUCAAACAUGAAGGCUACUCAGAGACUGGAAAAGGAGAUGUUAAACUGGGGUUCAAGCUUUAGAGAUUAUGUUAGUACUCAGAAAGCCUUUGUGAAAUUCUUAAAUGAGUGGCUUUUGAGGUGCAUCUUCCAAGAACCAGAAGCAACUCCUGAUGGAAUACCCACCUUUUCUCCUAGCAGCAUUAGAGCUCCACCCGUUUUCAUCAUCUGUAGUGAUUGGUACUAUGCAAUUGAGAAAGUUUCAGACAAUGGAGUAUACGAAGCCAUUCAUAGUUUUGCCACGAGCUUGCACCAGUUGUGGGAGAAGCAAAAUGAAGAACAACAUGAAAGACAGAAAGCUAUGCACCUUUCAAAGGAUUUUGAGAAACUGCUUAGAAUUAUUCAUGAAGAGAGUGGUUUGCAGUGGCAUCAAGAUGCAUUGCUAAACCAUUUGGCUGCUUCAGAGUUCCCUGCAGAGAGUGUGGCACAGGCUGGUGGACUAGAUAUUGACUUGGUCUCCAUGAAUAAGAGAUUGGAAGAACAAAAAGCUAGGCAUGAAGAAGUUGUUAGACAGCUGAAUGAUGCUGCUUCAAGCUGCUUACAGGAUGGCCUGGUUCCCACUUUUGAGGCUUUGGAGAAAUUUUGUUGGGAAAACUUGAAAGCUUACGAGCAAAUCAGAUUUCUGAACAGACAAUAAAGCAGGAAGGAAACAGUCUAAUGAAUGUCAAGUUGUCCAUAUGGGAAAGAAAACUUUUACCCAGUAAUAAAACUACAAUCAAUCCUUAAUUGGUACA
Molecule: messenger RNA, 2566 nt
Organism: Theobroma cacao (cacao)
Lineage: Eukaryota; Viridiplantae; Streptophyta; Magnoliopsida; Malvales; Malvaceae
Product: protein ROLLING AND ERECT LEAF 2-like
Source: RefSeq, a predicted model, not a curated record